AUGCAUGAUGCUAAAGUACAUGAUACACCUAUUGCCACCACCACUAAACUUGACAAGAAUGUAAGUGGUUCCCCAGCCGGUGACACAAAAUACAGAGCCAUAAGUGGAUCCCUAGUAUACCUCACAACUAGUAGACUAGACAUAAUGUUCAGUGUUGGACUAUGUGCGCGUUUUCAAUCAUGGCCAAAGGAAUCAUACAUGAAGACUGUCAAACAAAUUCUUCCUUAUCUCAAAGGAACUCUGAACCUGGUCCUCUGGUACCCUAUAAGUGAGUCUUUUGAUCUAAUUGGUUUUGUUGAUACAGAUUAUGCUGAAUAUCUCAUGGAUAGGAAAAACACUCUAGGGAUGUCUCACUUUCUUGGAUCAUACUUAGUCUUUUGGAAGACACGCAAGCAAAAUUCGAUUGCUUUGUCCACCGCUGAAGUCGAAUAUAUGGCUACGGCUUCAUGA
Messenger RNA from Solanum dulcamara, 450 nucleotides. RefSeq lists its product as uncharacterized. The coding region runs from base 1 to 450 and encodes 149 amino acids. NCBI's taxonomy places the organism in Eukaryota, Viridiplantae, Streptophyta, Magnoliopsida, Solanales, Solanaceae. The transcript has a single exon. The record is from RefSeq and is a predicted model, not a curated record.